This is a messenger RNA of Fragaria vesca subsp. vesca, 1188 nucleotides long. Its product is annotated as F-box/kelch-repeat protein At3g06240-like. Bases 1 to 1188 code for a protein of 395 amino acids. The record is from RefSeq and is a predicted model, not a curated record. Lineage: Eukaryota; Viridiplantae; Streptophyta; Magnoliopsida; Rosales; Rosaceae. Gene Ontology annotation, molecular function: protein binding. The transcript is spliced from 2 exons.
AUGGCGUGGACGGAGGUAAUGAGGAAACCCUUCAGACGCAAGAAGAAAACAAACUUGUUUGAUUUACCCAGCGAUAUCAUCAUCAACAUCCUUCUCAAACUGCCUCUAGAAACACUUUAUCGCCUUCGCUCUGUCUCUAAGACCUUGUUGAACAGACUUGAGGAUCCUCUCUUUGCCACGACGCACACUCGCCUACGUAUUAGUACAAAUGCUGCUGGUGAAGUUCCUCGGCUAAUGCUUGUAUCCAAAAUUAGUAGUGAACGUAUGUUGGAUUACAUACACAUGCAGUCACUAAAAUAUGAUGGCCAAGACUUGACAGCAGAAACCAAGAUUAAUGCAAUUGCCUUGAAAAAUUUGCCCUAUUGGCCAUGGCAUAAUCAUCGUUAUGACAGUCAGAAAUACAGUUUAGAAUUUUGUUACCACGGCUUGUUUUUCUACAAGAAAGAGUCCGAAGGACAGUCACGCUUAUUGCUGUGCGAUCCUCUUCGAGGAGAAAUUCUAAAGCUCCCAACAAUCGACUUUCCAGUUCAAAGUAAGAACGUAGGUUGUUCAUAUGGUAUGGGAUUCGAUAGCAAAACCAACACCCACAAGAUUGUUUGUGUCUCCUCAGAUAUUGAAGGCUGCAAAGAGACUCAGGUUCUUGUAUUAGGAACAGACUCAUGGAAAAAGAUACCCUCUCAGCCUCCUUGUCAUAUAAGUAAGAGACAUAUAUGUGCAUACGGAGAUAUGCAUUGGUUGAUUGAUCUGUUAUUACAAGCAAGAGAUGAUAGACUGCGGAUAGUUUCUUUCGACUUCAAGAAAGAGGAAUUUUAUUGGACUCCCCAUCCUACCUCAGUAUCUAUGGUUGAUGUUCCUUACAUGCAGCUACUUAAUUUCAGAGGAUCUAUCGCCAUUGCGUGUGUUUCAAUGGAGUACUAUCUUAAAAUAUGGGUGUUACCCAAUUAUGAUACCAAAGAUUGGGGACUAGAUUACUCCAUAAAUCUCCGAAUGUUUUCAGAACCUGUGGGUUUCUCAAGACUGUCAUCAUAUAGUCAUAGUUGUGGUGAAUGGGAGCAUGGACUUCGAUUCGAUGUCACGGAGUAUAGUGGAAAUGCCUGUGGUGGUAAUGGUGAAUGUGGUGAGCCUCCAAUCCAAAACACUGCAGAAUGGGGAAACAAGCCACGAAGAUGCACCUCUCAAUUCCUCUGA